AGUUGUAACAAAAGUUGAAUCGCGACAAACACGUAUAUACGUCAAUAUUCUUUUUCUUAGAAUUAGUUUAAUAUGGGACAAGAUAUUGUACAUAAUGUUCAUGGUAUGUGUUGACUUAGUAUCAUAGGCAUUUUUUAAUCUAUAUUUCAUAAUAUCUUGCUUUGAUACCGUUUCAAAAUUUUCAUUUUCAUACUAUCUUCGUUUGAGUCUUUCUAAGAACGAAUGAAACGUGCUACUUUUCGCAACACACGUUGAUAUAUUUACUGCUUUCGUGCAUGAUUCUACUAUACGAUGACAAGCAUACACUAUUUCUUUUCAGAUUCAGAAGUGAGACAAAAUUGUUAUAGGAAUCGGUCUAUAUAUAUACGUGCAAUAAAUUGAAUAGCACAUCGAUACCAAGCCUCCAUUGAUAAAGGCGGGCGAGACUUCGAAAUGCACAUAAGUUCUUGCCUGAUCAGGAAGGCUCCUAUCUAGACCAACUAGACCAAGUUCAUCAUUAUUAUCAACCACCUACCUGAUCUAAUUUAUGAAGCUAAACCUAUGCCAUUUGCGGACAACCUUAAAUUGUUCAUGAAGAUAGGUAUUUACCUAUCACUCCGACUCACUGGAAUUACGAGACGGCCUUUACUGUAUUUACAUAUACCAAACUGCCACGCGAUGAGAAAGUCGCGUAAUAAGAAUAAAAUUCUGUACCUAUACGUACUUAAUGAUUCUCAGCUAUCUACGAUAAAUUGUGUGAGAGAUCUGAGCGUCGUCUAUAAUGAGCGAUUAUCUUACACCAAGCAUACCGCUAAUAUCAACAGGGCAAACAGGUCCCUUGGAUUUAUCCUUCGAUUCUGUUUUUAAUGAAGCAUUUUUGGACUUUUUACUUCGUGACAUUUUAUUCUUACUUUCACCUAUAGAACACACUGGUAAAAUUUGUACACUAAACUCCAGGAUGCCCUGUAUAAUCCUAUUUUGCUACCUUAUCGAGUUUUUCGAACCUCUUAUAAUUGGCUUUUGUUGUAUAAAUUUUGUAGAAAAUUCCAUCAUUAGACCAUUAUCGGACAUUGAAUUUUGUUUCACGUGGGAAAACGAUUAUCGAUCAAUUUUCCAAAAUCGAGUACUCCAAUAAAUUUCAUAUAUGGUUUCUUUCAUUGUGGCUUUGAAAAAUGUAGUUAAAUUAAAUUUAUAAUGUAGUAAGUCGAAUAAAUUUAAUAUUCUCCGUAAUGUUUAUACAGCUCAACUUCAAUACUACGAAUUUGUUCAAGAAUUUCGUGAUGAUCAGCUUUCAAAAUAUGAUGCAGAAUUCGAUCUUCACGAAUUAUUGCAUUGCGUGACCUCUUACUUCCUUUGUACGUUAUUAGUCGUGCCAAUAUUAGUAUAAAUAUUAGUAUAUAUUUGGAAUAAAUUAGAUAGUGAAUAUCCCUCAAUUGUCAAUAUUUUUAUUUGUAUCUUUUGCUUAUAAAUGAUAUCUCAUCCGUCACACAUCGUUUCUGAAGUGACAUGCAUUUAAUACGACACACUGUUAUUAAGUGAAAGACACUCGUUGCAUUUCGUAGAGCAAUUUUAUUUAGCAAGUUUGGAAUAGAUUAAUUAGAAUAGUAAGGCUACAUAUAUACAUUGACUCGAUUGUCACAAGUUGAGUUUCAUUUUGAAGUUCCUUGGAAGUAUAUAUACUGCUAUUGUUUGCCAAAAUUGAUGGGAACCAACCGUUGGGAAACAAUAAACCGACGGUAAAGUCGGUGUAGAAAGUCUAAUGGCGAAUGCCGAAUGCUUUAGGUCGGCUAUCAUAGCUGCAUUCCUAGGUGGGACGACGCCAAUCAUCUCUUAUUUGAAGUGGCGUCAUUUACGCAGGAAGAAAGUUUGGGGUUCAUAGGCAGCUGCUUAAACGUCAUGCGUGAAUAAGAACACAAAGCGUAUGAGACGAUCGACGUAACCUCAAUAAAAAGGAUGGCCUCUAGCCUCUAACAGUGAAGAGAGGACCGAGACUGUUCCAAUGUCAGCGCAAAUCUCAAAAUUUAAACAAAAUGAAGUAGUAGUGGACAUCCGUUAUACGAUGCAAUUAUUUAUAUUCC
Molecule: messenger RNA, 2057 nt
Organism: Bombus pyrosoma
Lineage: Eukaryota; Metazoa; Arthropoda; Insecta; Hymenoptera; Apidae
Exons: 2
Coding region: 761-1114 (117 amino acids)
Source: RefSeq, a predicted model, not a curated record